Girardinichthys multiradiatus is the source of this 2401-nucleotide messenger RNA. RefSeq names its product arrestin domain-containing protein 3-like. The record is from RefSeq and is a predicted model, not a curated record. The transcript is spliced from 6 exons. Bases 57 to 1148 code for a protein of 363 amino acids. Gene Ontology annotation, biological process: protein transport. Gene Ontology annotation, cellular component: plasma membrane; cytoplasm. NCBI's taxonomy places the organism in Eukaryota, Metazoa, Chordata, Actinopteri, Cyprinodontiformes, Goodeidae.
UGUGAUCAGGUAUAAAUGCGGCAGAACGGCUGCGUUUAGUUAGCUAGUGUUGACUUAUGCUUCCUACUCUGCUGAAAAUGACCAUCAAAAACCUUCAGAUUGAAUAUGACGCCAUCAACAGCCGAAACACUUUUACAAAUGGAGAUACGAUAAAUGGAAGGAUCAUCCUGGAGGUCUCCAAAGAAACAAACGUUCGGUCACUUCUUUUCAUUGCUAAAGGGAAAGCAAGGGUUUGCUGGAGUGAGCAUUACGGCAAUAACCAAACUCAUGUUUACUGGUCCAAUGAGAAAUACUAUAGCGUGAAGCAUCAUAUGAUAAGGGAAUCAAGACAAGAUGACAAUGAAGUCAUUGGGAAAGGAAGGCAUGUUUUUCCUUUCAGCUUUCAGAUACCCGAUAGGAAAAUGCCAUCCUCUUUUCAUUCAACUGUGGGCAGAAUUGUUCAUAAGUUGAAGGUAGAGCUCAAACAGUCAAUGAAGCUGACAAAAAAAGCUAAAACCCACUUCAUGUUUGUGUCCAAAGCAGACAUGGAUACACCAGGACUCAUGGUUCCUCAACAUGAAAGCAAGGAUAAAACCCUUGCCUUUAGCUCCGGUAAUGUUUCGAUGGAUGUCUAUACAAAGAAGAUGGGAUACAAACUUGGUGAAACCUUAUAUGUCACCAUCAAAAUCAAUAAUGCCUCAAGUCGUACAGUCAAACCUAAAUUUGAACUGUAUGAGAAGAAGAGCUUCUUCGCUCAGGGCCAUAGGAAAGUUGAAACACACACUAUCCUAAAGGAGAAGGCCGACGCUGUUGAAGCGCACUCUGGCAAAGCAACGGUGACAAAGAUGAUCACCAUCCCCAGAGAGCUUCCUUUGUCUAUUCUGAACUGCUCCAUUCUAAAACUGGAGUACAGGAUAAAGGUGUACCUUGAUAUCAAAUGUGCUACAGACCCAAAGGUAAAGCUCCCCAUUGUCAUUCUGCCUGAAGAUAGCAGCAGGGAGCCAGAUGAAGGACAACCACUUCCUCCUGGUGGGGUUGGGUUUGAAGCAUUUGGAAACCCAAACCCGCAAAGCUGGGGCACCACAUCACAAGUGAUGAGUCCUCCCCCUCCCUAUGAAGCAUCUACCAUGUACCCCUCCUUCCCCUCAGAUUCUAGGACUGCAUUAUGACUACUAUGUGUUAUUGGUCUAAUGCCAUAUUUUAGCCUGACAUGACCCCACUACUGUUGUACCUGCCUUAUGCACCUUUCACUUUGUGAUCAGACAUUGUGCUUAUCUGCCGUAACAUUUAACUAACUGCUUUCCGCCAUCAACCAUCUAGUUUUUGUUACUCCGCAUCCCAAAUGAGAUGAAAUAUGUUUCUUUUGCAGUUUUUGUUAUUUUUUCCAUACAGCUUCUAUUGAGCUGUAACCACACUAUUAUUUUUAAAGUUUUACUUGCUGUUGACAAUAUUUAAUGGCUUUCUAUGCAUGUUUAACACAAUAUGUUACAAGAAUAAUCUACGAGAAACACAACUGUAGAGCAAUUAUUGCAGCAAUUCUAAGCACAGACAAAGUAAUCUCAGUGUAAACUUUAUAACUGCAUUUAGCCGAUAUCAGUAAAAUGAAAAAUAGGCUUAAAAACCACAUCCAACAGAAGAGUUGAAGAUCAGCCAUGUUCAUGAACACAAACAUGAACACGUGAUACAAAAGAGCACUCUGAUUGGUUAAAGCAUCGAAGACGUUAACCCUUUCUGUUGUGAGAAUGUGUGCUGCUCCCAAAUGCGUCUCAGCAGGUUAGGGCAAUCUGGAUUGACCAGAAGCACACAUCCUGAACUCAAAAUAUGUGAACAACACAUUUGUUGGUGUGCAACUGAACGGAAGAUAGCAGAAUCUGUUACCAAAGGAGCACUUCACAUGCAAGUCUAUCAGACUCAUGGGGAAAAGGACCUAGGAUAAAAAAGGCUUUCUGUAAACUUAUGUCUAUAUUGGAGUCUGCUGAAGAUUAGAUCUGACUUUAUUUUGUUUAACCUAUGUAGCUGAAAGAAAAUUACUUUUUUUAGUUAAGUUGAUGAAAUGUAUAAAUAUUAGUUAAAAUACUGUCAAUUUUGCUUACUAAAACACUGGUCUAAAAGCAUUAAGAAUCACUAAGAAAGGCUUGAUGUUCUUGAAGUUCGCAUGCAAAAGAAACUGAUAGUUCAAACUAGGAUGUAUUUGCUUACUUUUAUUUUUGUUAUAGUUUACUUGGGAGAUUUUCUCUUUCCUGUCUUCCUUUUUGCUGGUUUAAAUAAAAAAGAGGAGCAAGUGAAAUCUUGAGUCUAGUCUAGUCAAGUUUGUCAAGUGUGGGAUCUCUUUAUGCAAAGCAUGUGCUGCAUUUUCAUGGUCCUCAAAACUAUAAAAAAUGGUAAAUAUUCCUAUUAAAUGCAUCUAGAAUUUUUAAAUAAA